Messenger RNA from Ostrea edulis (European flat oyster), 2036 nucleotides. RefSeq names its product aromatic-L-amino-acid decarboxylase-like. The transcript has 14 exons. The record is from RefSeq and is a predicted model, not a curated record. Gene Ontology annotation, molecular function: carboxy-lyase activity; pyridoxal phosphate binding. Gene Ontology annotation, biological process: amino acid metabolic process. NCBI's taxonomy places the organism in Eukaryota, Metazoa, Mollusca, Bivalvia, Ostreida, Ostreidae. The coding region runs from base 1 to 1689 and encodes 562 amino acids.
AUGGACUCGGUAGAAUUCAGAAGACGAGGCAAGGAAAUGGUGGACUACAUAGCCAACUAUAUGGACACACUCGCGGGGCGGAGGGUCACACCGGAAGUAGAUCCUGGAUACCUAAGAAAUAAACUUCCAGGGAAACCGCCUCGAAAAGGGGACAAAUUUGAAGAUAUAAUGAAUGAUGUUGAAAAAGCAAUCAUGCCCGGCAUAACCCACUGGCAGCAUCCACACUUCCAUGCCUACUUCCCAGCUGGAAAUUCCUUCCCCUCCAUUUUGGGAGACAUGUUGUCUAAUGCGAUUGGCUGCGUUGGCUUUUCAUGGGCUGCAAGUCCCGCCUGCACUGAAUUGGAGACUCUUGUGUUGGACUGGAUAGGAAAAUCAAUAGGUCUGCCAAAACAAUUCCUGCACGAAGAAGGAACCGGAGGAGGGGUCAUACAGGGGUCGGCCAGCGAAUGCGUCCUGGUGAUGUUGUUGGCUGCUCGACACAAGGCCAUUAGACAACUGAAAGCGGAGCUCCCUUACAUCGAGGACGGCAUUCUCCUCUCUAAGCUGGUAGCCUAUUCAUCCAAACUGGCACAUUCUUGUGUGGAGAAAGCUGGGAUGCUUGGCUUUGUCAAAAUGAGACAACUUGACGUUGAUGAACAUUACUCACUAAGGGGACACGUGCUAGAAAGAGCAAUAGAGGAGGAUAGGCGUCUUGGACUUAUACCCUUUUUUGUGUGCGGUACCCUCGGCACUACAGCGUGUUGUUCGUUUGAUAAUGUUUCGGAGCUGGGGGAAGUAUGUGCACGUGAACACGUCUGGUUGCACAUUGAUGCGGCUUACGCCGGAAAUGCCCUGAUUUGUCCGGAAUUCAGGUUUCUUACGAAGGGAAUCCAGAACGUUACCUCAAUCAACUUUAAUCCCAAUAAAUGGCUUCUAGUAAACUUUGAUUGCUCUCUGCUGUGGAUUAUUGACAGGACCUUGUUAACUUCAUCGAUGACGGUGGAUCCCCUGUAUCUACAGCACAAACAUGAUGAUAAAACAGUUGAUCUUCGGCACUGGGGUAUUCCCCUCAGUAGACGCUUCCGGGCUCUAAAGUUGUGGUUUGUUUUACGGACGUACGGCAUUGAAGGACUGCAAGCUCAGAUUCACCUGCAUGUGAAAUUAGCAAAAUUAUUUGAAACGUACGUAAAGAACGACGCUCGAUUUGAAUUGCUGGGAGAUGUCAAAAUGGGUCUCGUGUGCUUUCGAUUAAAGGGACCGAACUCGCUGACCGCCAAAUUACUGCAUAUGAUAAAUGAAUCUGGAAAACUUCACAUGGUACCCGCUCUGUUGAACGAAGUUUACGUCAUACGAUUCGCUAUCUGCGCACAAAAUGCAAAAGAGGAUGACAUUGAAUUCGCUUGGAAAGUUGUUUCAACGGAAGCCAGUUCUCUGUUGAUGGAACGAGAAUAUAUCGAAAAUGGAAUCAAUUUUGAGAAAGUAGAAGUUGCAGAGCAGAAAAAUACCGAUAUUGAUGACGUAUUUCCCGAUUUUGAUGACGAAUUCAUUUUCGAUCAACAGAAAAGUAAUUUACAUCGGGCUCGACUACGUAGAAGUUUGUUCAUGAGAAUGGUUUCCGAUCCUAAAUGUUAUAAUCCCAAGGUUCUGAAGGCUCUGUGUAUAGACAAGAAGAGAACGACAAGUUCAUCGUCAGACGAGGUUGUGGAUUAAAACAAACCAAGAAUUAGAAAAACAGACAGAAAAUAGUCAUAUUAGUGAAUUAAGCAUUGGAAUGUUUUAGAUGUUAUUGAAUCCCACUUGAAAAUGUAAUGGUCCAUAAAUGUUCUUGAUUCUUGGAGUGAUCUCCGCGUGAAAACAUGACUGAUAAAUCAGUAAUCUCAAGAUGAGUUUUUUUUUCGGUGAAUGUUGGAUACGGUUCUGAUAUUCCGGAUAGAAAGAGCGAUAAACACAUAUUCAAGUAAGGAAAAAGGACAGCUGGUUAAACCAAUGUGUACCAUGUAUUUAUAUCAAUCAACCGAUACGGGUGAUUUCUCGUAAUAAAGGUGUUGUAUAAGUUU